AUGACUUCGUUUAUAACACAACUAUACACAGUCGCUUUUAUUGUUACAGCAUGUAUUGCUUUAAUUCGCUACCUUAUCCAUAGACUUUCAAAUACCAAGCAGCCAUAUUUAGCUAAAAUAAUGCAUAGCGAUAAUAUAUUAAGUGGCUCAUUUCUCAAAGAAUCCGAUACCGGCCACCAGUUAACUCCUCUAGAAGCUCGAGCUUUAUCGAACUUACAGCUUGCAGCAACAUUUGGUAUCCGUAAUUCGUUUACAACGACAGAGGAAAAUACCCACAGAGAAUUUCGAAAACGGGCUGCACAACGACUAAAUUUAACUGAAAGCGAGUGGAAGGCUAUUGCAUGCAAAGCGCAACUGGUCAUUUCAUCAUAUUUACAGAUUUCGCUCCAACAAACCAAUAGCUUGCAUCUGAAAGUGUCUCUACCUUCUAUGGUACGAGUUGUGGUUCUUAAAGUUGUCCUCAGUACAAUGUUUGAUGAAUACCAAACGCAUUCACUCCCCCCAGAUCAGGAAUACCACGUACUUGAUCAAGUUUCCGACAUGAUUAACAAACUUUGGAUCUUAUCCAAGCAGGGUUCUACAAAUUCAGAGUCCCUGUUAAAUCAGCUUAAUGCACAUUUAAACUGCUUGUUGCCGGAAGCAUACAGCUACCCAUUGAACUUUAUCUUACCCUCCUUUGAAACGAUGUGGCGCGUAACAUUGCGGGGAGUUAUGGAGUUACGGUUUCGUGAUUGUGAAACCUGGAACUCGCAUUAUCAGCGUAUGUUCAAGGAUAUCUUGAACAACCCCACGCUGCAAACAAUGAAAAAGUUUGAUAAUGAAUAUGGUGCAUCGGUAGAGAAUAUAGUGGACGAGAUGCUGCGUCUCUAUCCACCCACACGACGCAUUCACAGAGCAAUUUCUGCUUCUGAUGGUCGCUCGCCUAUUAUCGCGUCGGUUGAUAUAGAAAGCCUGCAUCGGGAUCCUGAAAUAUGGGGAAAGGAUUCAUUAUGCUUCAGACCCACUCGUUGGCGCAGCGGACUUAGCGAAACGCAGCACGCAGCAUUCUUUCCAUUUGGUAAAAAAAUGUUCGUUUGCCCUGCAAAACCAUCUUUUGCCCCUCGGAUGUUGGCCAUUCUUGUGGGCGCUAUCUCAAUAGGGAUAGAGCAAGCUACUUUGGAGUGGAAUAAAGAAACGAAUAGUUUCAUUGAAAAACAACCAAUCAGCAAUCGCCGAGAGGAUUUGAACACUCUCAAUAUCUCUUAUCAUAAAUCAAAUUUUCCUACUUUAGCAGAUACUUCUAAAUUGCAGCUUGAUAACCACAUAAGUGGGUAA
This is a messenger RNA of Ambispora leptoticha, 1314 nucleotides long. NCBI's taxonomy places the organism in Eukaryota, Fungi, Glomeromycota, Glomeromycetes, Archaeosporales, Ambisporaceae. The record is from the annotation of a GenBank genome assembly.